UUCAAAAAGAGGCCAAAGCGGAAAGCAGCGUCAAUAAUGGCUCAAAAGAUCCAACUGAUUUCCAGUACUUGGGCUUUCAGAUGCAGCUUUCAGUCCCUUGUGGCUCUGCUGAUGGCUAUCUUAGUGGUCGGAGCAGUUUACUUAACCGGAGAGAGCGAGCAGUUACUGGAAGUAGGAGGUGGAGAAGAGCAAGUAACACCUCCAAGUAAUAACAAUGAGACAAGCUUGUCUCGCUGCGAUUUGUUCUCAGGAAAAUGGGUUUUCGAUAACACGUCCUACCCUCUCUACAAAGAGCAACAGUGCACUUUCAUGUCAGACCAAUUAGCUUGCCACAAGUUUGGAAGAAAGGACUUGAGCUACCAGAACUGGAGGUGGCAGCCUCACCACUGUGAUCUCCCAAGGUUCAAUGCCACAGCAUUGCUAGAGAGGCUCAGGAAUAAAAGGCUUGUGUUUGUUGGAGAUUCUUUGAAUAGGGGCCAAUGGGUCUCAAUGGUCUGCUUGGUUGAGACUUCAAUUGAUGCGAGACUAAAGUCCAUGCACACCAGUGGCUCCUUGAUCACCUUCAAGGCUUUGGAAUACAAUGCAUCAAUCGAGUUCUAUUGGGCUCCAUUGCUAGUGGAAUCCAACUCUGACGAUCCAGUGAAGCACCGGUUACCAGAUCGUAUAGUUAGGGCUCAUGCCAUUGAAAAGCAUGCAAGACAUUGGACUAAUGCAGACAUAAUCGUAUUCAACUCAUACCUUUGGUGGAGAAGGCCCCAUUUGAAGGUCCUGUGGGGAUCAUUUGAAAGCCCAGAUGGAAUCUACAAGGAAGUUGGGAUGUUAAGAAGCUAUGAGUUGGCUUUAAAGACAUGGUCGGAUUGGCUAGAUAUUCAUGUCAACCAUAAUAAAACUGAGCUGUUCUUCGUUAGUAUGUCACCAACUCAUGAAAGAGCUGAAGAAUGGGGUGGGGCUACAGGGCAGAAUUGCUACAAUGAAACAAAUUUGAUCUUGAAAGAGGGAUACUGGGGAAGUGGAUCUGAUGCUAAGAUGAUGAGCAUAGUGGAGGAGAUGAUUAGUGGAUUGGAAAGGAGAGGUCUGAAAGUGCAAAUGUUAAAUAUAACACAACUUUCAGAGUACAGGAAAGAGGGUCACCCAUCAAUAAAUAGGAAGCAAUGGGAACCCUUAACUGAAGAGCAAAUGUCAAAUCCCAGUAGCUAUGCAGACUGCAUACAUUGGUGCCUUCCAGGGGUUCCAGAUGUUUGGAAUGAGCUUCUCUAUGCCCAUAUUUUCCAUUAUGAUAAUUUCACCAAAGAAAAAGAGACCCUUUAGCACCUCUCAAGGUGGACAUUAAUAAUAA
Molecule: messenger RNA, 1336 nt
Organism: Diospyros lotus (date-plum)
Lineage: Eukaryota; Viridiplantae; Streptophyta; Magnoliopsida; Ericales; Ebenaceae
Product: protein trichome birefringence-like 34
Exons: 5
Coding region: 37-1308 (423 amino acids)
Cellular component (GO): Golgi apparatus
Molecular function (GO): O-acetyltransferase activity
Source: RefSeq, a predicted model, not a curated record